AACUCCCUAUAUAAGUAGCAGCUACUUUUCUUGGCUAAGCCAUUAUUUGUACAAGUGAUCCCAAUUCUAAUUCCUCAAUCUUUCUUUCUCCACAGAAAUCUCAAUAUUUCUUCUUUUUCUGCUGCUUUGCUUUAACAAAAGAAAAUGGCCAACAUUGGCAUUUUAGCAUUGUGUUUCAUAUUUGGAUUUUGUAACCUUUUUUUCAAUGCAAAUGGUUUCUCUGCUUCUGGAUGGCAGAGUGCUCAUGCCACUUUUUAUGGUGGAUCUGAUGCUUCUGGCACAAUGGGGGGUGCUUGUGGAUAUGGAAAUUUGUAUUCAACAGGGUAUGGUACAAACACUGCUGCAUUGAGUACUGCAUUAUUCAACGAUGGAGGAUCCUGUGGUCAAUGUUACAAGAUUAUGUGUGAUUACAAUCAAGAUCCUAAAUGGUGCAGAAAAGGAACAUAUGUUACAAUUACAGCCACAAAUUUUUGUCCACCAAAUUAUGCACUUCCUAGCAACAAUGGUGGAUGGUGCAAUCCUCCUCGACCACAUUUUGACAUGGCUCAACCUGCUUGGGAAAACAUUGGCAUUUACAGAGGUGGCAUUGUUCCUGUCCUAUACCAAAGGAUUCCUUGCGUGAAAAAAGGUGGAGUUAGAUUUACAAUAAAUGGAAGGAACUAUUUCGAGCUAUUGAUGAUAAGCAAUGUAGGAGGGGCUGGAUCUGUACAAUCUGUUCAAAUUAAAGGCUCAAAAACAAACUGGAUGACAAUGUCUAGAAAUUGGGGGGCCAAUUGGCAAUCCAAUGCAUAUCUCAAUGGCCAACCUUUGUCUUUUAAAGUCACUACAACCGACGGUGUCACUAAAACAUUCUUAAAUGCUGUCCCUUCGAACUGGCAAUUUGGGCAAACAUAUUCAACCUCUAUUAAUUUCUAAUUUAAGAAAGUUUGAAAUUACAGGAUUUAAAUUUUGUGAGUUCAUACGUCAUAGGCAGCGGCGUGCUUACUGUUUUGCUGAAAGCAGCCCGCCCUCCCCAUCUUUUCCAGCUUUGAAAAUCGACUAAGCGUUGCGCCAAGCCUACUCCCCUUUUACAUUGAUGGUGAAUUUUUAAAUUUUUUUUAUUUAAUCAUCUAAUAUUCGGAACACACUGGCCAGAAUAAUGGCUGAUGUCCAAAGCUACUGAAAAGAUAAACCUAUUGAAAAUUAUUGUGUGUAUUUAUAUAUACUAGUUUGAAAUUUGCAUUUUUAUUGUGGUAUCAAAGGAUCAAUAAGACACUUUUGUCUUUGAUGCAAAUGUUGUAGUUGCAUCAAUCAUACUUUCUAAAUUAUUUGCUCUUUCUUUGUAAGCUUGUAAUAUGGUCAUUUUCAAUGUUGUAUUAUACAUAUCUUUGUUAUCUUGUA
Molecule: messenger RNA, 1380 nt
Organism: Nicotiana attenuata
Lineage: Eukaryota; Viridiplantae; Streptophyta; Magnoliopsida; Solanales; Solanaceae
Product: expansin-A11-like
Exons: 3
Coding region: 145-915 (256 amino acids)
Biological process (GO): plant-type cell wall organization
Cellular component (GO): extracellular region
Source: RefSeq, a predicted model, not a curated record